AUGGCAGGUGAGGUCGAUCGUUCUGGACGCCCGGGACGUUUCCUUCCUCUUUUUCAUCUUUGCAAGCUACGCGACCCCGCUUCCGCAGCUGUUGUUGCCUUGCUUUUGUCUCUAGCUCUGACUCUCCGAAAUGCCCCGUCGCCAACGGGCCUCCUCCAGGAAGGAGGCCCAGCCGCGCAGGCAACCGCUCCACAGUCUCCGUAUAUAUCCCUCUUGCAUGCAGUUGCACAUCGACAAGCCCAGCCAGCUGGCCCUUCUGUCACCUCCGAUGAUGACGUCCUUCAGGAAGCGUCUCCUGCGAGGCCUGUCCCCCCAACGUCUCAGCCCCGAGCUCCUCGGACAGGAACUCCUUCCCAGUCGAGUAGGACAGCCGCCCAGGAGACAUGUCCGUCCCAGUCUCCGUCCUUUUCGGCACAGAACUCUGCAUCUGAGACUCUCGCCUCGCUUUUCAUCUCUCCACGCGAACUGCGAGGCUCGCGUUCGCCUCACACACACAAGCGAUCUCUGCAGCCGCCCCGCCUCGGUGUACCCUCAGUUUUUCCUCCUCGAGUUCGUGACUCCCCCGCUGCGGUUGAAUCCGCUGUCGACCUUCUUGAGUCACAGCCUCCUGAAGCUCCAGCCGCGUCUCCCGCUCAUGUCGGUGACCUCGCCUCGGUUUUCAGUGACGGCUGGCCUGCGGAGGCUUCGCUUGAUCACUCGCCAUCAAAGCCCGAUGAAGUAGGAAAGGCUGGUGGUGCAGGGGAGGCCGAUGCAGCAGGGGAGACGGAUGAAGCAGGGAAAGAUGGGCGGGCUGGCGACAGCUUGGAUCUACUUCUCCCGGCUGGCGAGGAUGUAUCUGAGCCCCGCGGCGGAGACCCGCGCGGAGCUCAGCGUAGACCGCAUGAGGCUGCAGCCGGCAGCGACAUUGCCGAUUCGCCGCUGGCGACCCCUGCAGAGUCGCGGCGGCAUUUUGCAACUUCCGAAGAGAGAAGCGGACGUGAAGCGCGUGCUCUUCCUCGGGUGCCUGAGCCGGCUGACUCUACAAGGGCGGACGGUAUGCCGAGUACACAAGCAGCCCAAUCGACCCAGUCUUCCGGCGCCCGCUUGCAGCGACCAUCCGCUUCGUCCCCAUCUGCCGAAAACUUGCCUGCUUUGGAAACUCCAGGAUCCACUCGAGUCCAUUCAUUCUCAGUAGAUCUCUCUCCUCCAGCCUCUCCCCGCUCUCCUGCCGCUCCCCCGUCGGGCUCCCUUUCUCAACCUGAAACCGCGUCAUUUGCCGAUGACAGCGAAGAUGCGCGGUUGACAGACUCUGGCGGAUCGCCCAGCGAAGAGUAUUUUCACGACGAGGAGGGAAGCGACGAGGUGCUUCUCACCAUGACAACAGAAAAUUCUCAAAUGCUGCUCAGAAGGCACAGGCAGCUGGUUGUCUUCUUCUUCGUACCCUGGUGCGAGCGGUGCCAGAAGUUCUUCCCAGAAGUCUUUGACGCGGCCGCGCGGCUCAGGCGCCUCCAUCCGCCAAUCCGCGUUGCGACGGUGGACUCCGCCGCCAACGAGGAGCUCGCCCGCCGCUUCCACGCGAGCGGCGUCCCUGAGAUAAGGCUCGUUGGCUCGGCUGCUCGCACGCGCGACGCGUCGCCCUCUUCUUCGUCCCCUGCGUCCGCGUCCGCAUCGCCUGCCGCGGCUUCCGCAGCGCCUUCGCGAAGCGCCGGCGAACAGCGCGCGUCUGCGUCCGCAGUGAAACAGGACGACGGCGGGAGGGCGAGAGAGGAGGCGAAGAUCUACGGCGGCGCAGAGCGAGCGGAUGACCUCGUCAGAUGGGCUAUGAAGAAUGCAGGCCCCGCCGCGUAUGUUCUGAAGGACUUUGACGCCGCACACCGCUUUCUGUUCGAUCAUCCGGUGACACUUCUCGGUCUCUUUGAGGACGGCAGCGCGGCAAAAGACGUCUUUUUGCGGGCGGCGCACAAGAUCUUGGAGGUCUCUACUGCUAUCAGCAGCAGCGCGGAAGUCGCCGAGAAGCUUGCAGUGAAGGCGCCUCAGAUCGUGCUCUUCAGGCCUUACGGCGAGACGAAGAUUCUUUUCCGUGGAAACUCCGCCGCGCCAAAUGAGGACGAAAUCGCGCAGUUCGUGCGCGAUCAUUGGUUCCCCGCGGUUGUGCUCUUCGACGCAUCCACCUCAGCCGAUUUGUUCGCCGACGGCCGGCCCCUUCUUCUUCUGGUUCGAGCCGACGACGAGGAAGGCAUGCAAGCGGAGGCGGCGCUGCACGAUGUGGCGGCAGCCCACCGCUCGGUCCUGCUCUCGGCGAUUAGCGGUUCGAAGGGCGCAUUCGCCGCUCAGUUGAUGAACUUUUUGAAUCUGCGCCGCGGAGAGCUGCCAGCAGCUGUCAUCGUGGAAAAUGCAGCCUCGCAGAUUUCCAGGAUCCAAUUCGUCCACUCGGAGGGGCCCCUCACCCGCGCAAGUCUGGGGCGCUUUAUAUCGGCCUAUUUCCAGCGAGCGCUCGAGCCCUUGCGGAAGAGCGAGCGUCCGCCGACUGUGCCUCUGCGAGGAAACAUUCACAAACUCGUUGGCUCUACUUUUUUCCAGCUGGCGACGCGUCCAGAAGUCGAAAUGCUGCUGUUUGUGCACGCCCCGUGGUGCGCUCACAGCGCCAAGCUGCGACCGGUUUUCGAAGAGGUUGCUGCGCGUCUCGCGCACGUCCCCAAUUUCGUUGCGGCGGAGCUGGACGGCAGCGCGAACGAGGUCGAGGACCUGAACGUCGUCAGCCACCGGAGUCUGCUGGAGCUUCAGCGGCGGGCGGGGCCUAGGGCGAAGAACGGCGACGCGCUGCUGCGGCCGCCCACGCCGGUCGCGACGCGCACAGCUGACGCUUUCGCGCGCUGGGAGGCGGACGACCGCGACACCGUGCUGACCGAUCUGCUUGUGAUCGAUGGCUAUCCGGCGCUGGUGUUUUACGGUCUGCCGCCGGGCGCCGCCGCUCAGCCGCAUGGAGAGUUCGCCCCGGAGGCGGAGCGAGGAAAGAAACCGGUGAUCUUGUACGACGGCGUCCGCGACGUGCCCAGCAUCCUCGAGUUCCUCCUCGCCAACAGCGACCUCCUCAAGAGGGAGCAUCUGCACACCUCGCAGGGAUAA
Besnoitia besnoiti is the source of this 3105-nucleotide messenger RNA. RefSeq names its product seryl-tRNA synthetase (SerRS2). The record is from RefSeq and is a predicted model, not a curated record. Gene Ontology annotation, molecular function: protein disulfide isomerase activity. The transcript is spliced from 13 exons. Gene Ontology annotation, cellular component: endoplasmic reticulum. NCBI's taxonomy places the organism in Eukaryota, Apicomplexa, Conoidasida, Eucoccidiorida, Sarcocystidae. Gene Ontology annotation, biological process: response to endoplasmic reticulum stress; protein folding. Bases 1 to 3105 code for a protein of 1034 amino acids.